Molecule: messenger RNA, 672 nt
Organism: Vicia faba (fava bean)
Lineage: Eukaryota; Viridiplantae; Streptophyta; Magnoliopsida; Fabales; Fabaceae
Source: the annotation of a GenBank genome assembly
AUGGUUUUAUCUCUAAACCCUAUCAUCACCUUCACCUCAACAACGAAGUUGGAAACGAAGAAUCAUGAUUCAUCCAGGUAUUCUGUUGGAGCAUCCUUACCCUUUUUUGUAACGUCUAGACCGAGAAUGUUUGUCAAGGAGAAAAGAUUCGGGCGCUGUUUUUCAGUUACAAAUAGUGAUCAACUUUCAGCAAAUGCGAGUAAUAAGGAUAUUGGCAGUGCUGCGAAUGAUCAGUUACCGUCCACGAAUCCUCCGGUUGAGUCAGAAUCACAGACACCAGAGGGUUCCAAUGGGUCUGCAGCGUCUCCUAAUUCACCAUCUGUAACCACACGAUCGUCUCAGAAAGUGAGAGAGAGGAUAAAGGCGGCUCGGGUUCUCAACCAGUCCAAGGAACCGAAAGCAUCUAAGUCGGAUAUGGGCAGUAGUGUUUUGGCUGCAUUUAGAGAGAGCGAUAAAGGGAAGAAGAAGAGAAGAUCUGGACUUCCAGAAGCCCCUGGUAAUUUGUUUGACGAUAGCAAACGAGGGAUGCCGAAGCCAGGUUUGACUUUUGAUUUUCCCGGCGGUUCUGAUCUGUUUCUGAUUAUCUUUUCGUUUGUUUUUAUCAGCACAGUGAUGUUUGGAACAACUUUCAUUGUGUGGAAACUUGGUGCAAUCCAUUUUAAUGACUACUAA